Coniophora puteana RWD-64-598 SS2 is the source of this 993-nucleotide messenger RNA. RefSeq lists its product as uncharacterized. NCBI's taxonomy places the organism in Eukaryota, Fungi, Basidiomycota, Agaricomycetes, Boletales, Coniophoraceae. The transcript is spliced from 4 exons. The coding region runs from base 1 to 993 and encodes 330 amino acids. The record is from RefSeq and is a predicted model, not a curated record.
AUGAUGACAACCUCAGAAAGGUACUAUGUUGCCAUUGGUUUACGUGCAGACACCAGAGUCUACAAUAGCUACCCUCACUUCUCUAACACCUCACCUUUGUACCUCCCCAUCAUUGUCUUGCUUGUUCGCUUCAAGGACACCCAGAACCUUGACUCGGUAUGUACCUCAAUCCUUCGCAAUGUUGAUCUAUUGGCCACCAGCUGCCUCAAUGUUGCAGGUAUCUUCCUGAACUCAGAGGCUGCCAGAGGUGCUCUGAAGCCCAAAGUCAAGGGAUUCUACACAGCUGCUCAUGGUCAUCACAUUGGGAUUUGGCAUGUCUGUAAGAACGACUGCAACAAGGAGGUCAACAAGUACCCAAGUGCUCAUCACAAGAAGUUCAUUCACUUCAACGAGGCCAUGGAAUGGCUUAUCACUGAUGGCCAUCGCUUGGGGUUUGGUACUCAGCUUUCGCUGGGUGAAGAACCCAACACUCGCAGCGCUUCUUCGCCCUUUCCACAGCCCUCGAAGAACAAGGGAAAGGGAAAGGCAACAGAAGCUUCACCACGUCCCUCCUCCGAGUUCUUCAGCCCUAUUGCCAUCGAGUCUGUUCAUAUCAGUGACGAAUCACCUCAGCCAAAGGGCCCUCCUCCAUCUUUGUCUCAUUGUACCCAUGGCCCUGUUCAAGUCUCCUCCACCUCUGUGCAUGCCCAGCCCUCAUUUUCCCACUCUCCUACUCCUCCCCACCUGAUACCACCCUAUCAUGCUCCCAACUCAACCCGCGUUCAUCACGUGUCCGUGCUUCGUGGUCCGGAGAUGGCUUGGAGGAUGCUGACUGCAGUCCCUGCCCACAACAUGGCCCCUAUCUUCCAACACAUCCGCAAGCUGGACGGCAUCCAUCAAUCCCUGACUAUUCCCGCUGAAUCUGAUGACAUGCCAAUCCUGAGCUUUGGGCCCAUGGCUGACAUCGAUCUUCACUUGCAUGGAUUCUCGCUCAGAGCACUGUUGCGCAUUUGA